Molecule: messenger RNA, 3584 nt
Organism: Helobdella robusta
Lineage: Eukaryota; Metazoa; Annelida; Clitellata; Rhynchobdellida; Glossiphoniidae
Exons: 24
Coding region: 251-3229 (992 amino acids)
Biological process (GO): actin filament organization; vesicle transport along actin filament
Cellular component (GO): cytoplasm; actin cytoskeleton; vesicle
Molecular function (GO): actin filament binding; microfilament motor activity; ATP binding
Source: RefSeq, a predicted model, not a curated record
AUAAACAAACGAGAUGUAAUUUGACAAAGCGUUAAAAAUGUUACUAAACUAAAGUUUUCGUUUGAUUUUUUGAAACGAAAUUGAAUAAAAUAAUCUUGUGUUGUUCUCUAUCUAUCUAUGGCUAUUUUGUUCAGUGCAUUCAAUAAAUAUUUUCAAAGAGUUUGAACUGAAGAAAUUGUUCAUCGAAAAAGAAAGAGUAAAAGCAAAAAUUGGAAUAAUAAUUUAUAUUAUUAAUUAUUGCAGUGCUCUUAUGGGUCCAAAGAGAGAGAUAGCAAUGAAGAAAACAACACAGAUGGCUGGUGUUCUCGAGGAGGGCAGGCAGUGUGGUGUUGGAGAUUUUGUUCUUAUGGAUUCUAUUGAUCUUAAUUCUUUCAUGAAAAACUUGCAAAUAAGAUUUGAAGCCAACAAAAUUUACACAUACAUAGGAGAGGUGAUAGUAUCUGUAAACCCCUACAAAACCCUUGAUAUAUUCAACAAGCAGUACAUUGAUUCCUACAAAGGCAGAGAAAUUUUUGAACGACCUCCCCAUCUUUUUGCAAUUGCUGAUGCAGCACAUAAAACAAUGAAGAGGAAAUUCAAAGACACAUGCAUUGUUAUCUCAGGUGAAAGUGGUGCUGGAAAAACAGAAGCUUCUAAAAUUAUUAUGAAAUAUUUAGCCUCUGUAACCAACGUAUCAGGACAAAAAGAAGUUGAAAGAGUGAAAAAUAUCCUGCUACAGUCAAACUGUAUUUUGGAGUCUUUUGGUAAUGCCAAAACAAACAGAAAUGAUAAUUCAAGCAGAUUUGGCAAAUACAUGGACAUCAACUUUGAUUUUAAAGGUGAUCCAAUAGGAGGACACAUUGAAAAUUAUCUUUUAGAAAAGUCAAGAGUUGUACACCAACAGCCAGGAGAGCGAAACUUUCAUUCAUUCUAUCAGUUAUUGCUAGGUGGAGAAGACAGGCGGCUCUCAGAAUAUGGAUUGUCAAGAGAUCUCAAAUCUUACGCCUACUUGAAUCAAAGAGGAGAUACUGAAGGCGGCCUGGCUUCUGACAAAACAGAUUACAAACUCGUUAAUGACGCUGUUGAAAUUAUUGGGUUUGGACAAGCUAUUGAUACCAUGUGGAAAAUUGUCUCUGCCAUUUUACACUUGGGAAACUUAGAAUUUCUGGCAGAAAAUGAUGAUGCGAAAAUAAAGGACAAAAAAAUUUUGAAAAACAUAGCAUCACUGUUAAACGUUGAUUCUACAGAAGCUGAGAAAGCGCUCUGCUCCAGAGUAGUUGCUGCGAAAGGAGAGAGAGUUGAAAAGGGUCACACGGUUGAACAGGCUGCUUAUGGAAGAGACGCAUUUGCGAAGGCAAUCUACGACCGUUUAUUCACGUGGAUCGUGGCAAAUGUAAACAAUGCAAUUCAUCUAAAGACGACUGGCAGUAGCAAAAACACAAUCAUCGGUGUUCUUGACAUCUAUGGCUUUGAGCUUUUUGAUAAUAACAGUUUUGAGCAGUUCUGCAUAAAUUACUGCAAUGAAAAGCUUCAGCAACUUUUCAUAGAGCUGGUGUUGAAGCAGGAGCAGGAAGAAUACACCAGGGAAGGCAUCGAAUGGCAACAUAUAGAUUACUUUAACAACAAGAUAAUCUGUGAUCUGGUGGAGGCGCCUCACAAAGGCAUCUUCGCUGUACUCGAUGAGGCCUGCAUAACAGUUGGUAAGGUUACUGAUCAGAUGUUCCUCGAUGCUCUCAGUGACAAACUGAAGAACCACAACCAUUUUGAAACUAGAAAGAACAAAUCGAAUGAUAAGACUCUAGAGUUUGGAAAGGAAUUCCGUGUGGUGCAUUAUGCUGGUAACGUAACAUACUGCGUUAAUGGUUUCAUCGAUAAAAAUAAAGACCUCUUGUUUCAAGAUUUCAAACGAUUGCUACAUAACAGUUCGAACCAGAUAAUCAAAUCAAUGUGGCCAGAAGGAGCAAAAAGUGUCGACGCCGUCACAAAGAGGCCUACAACGGCAGGGACCAGUUUCAAAAAUUCCAUGAUUGAACUCGUAAAAAAUCUGGCUUCUAAAGAACCUUUUUACGUUCGUUGCAUUAAACCAAACGAAGACAAAUCGCCAGUAAAGUUUGAUAGAGAAAGAUGUGAACACCAAGUUAAAUAUUUAGGUCUCUUGGAAAAUGUUCGAGUUAGGAGAGCUGGCUUUGCUAUCAGAAUGCCUUAUGACAGAUUUCUUAAAAGGUAUAAAAUAAUAUCUGCCUCUACCUGGCCAACGUUUCGAAAAGGAUCAGACCAGGAUGGUACCAGGCUUAUCAUCAGAGAGAACAACUUUGAAUCAGAUGUCAAAUACGGAAAAACUAAAAUUUUCAUCAGAAGUCCGAAGACUAUGUUUGCUUUAGAACAGAAAAGAGAAGAUAAUAUACCAAAAAUUGCAAAAAUUAUGCAGAGGGUUUGGAGAAAUCAUGUUAUACGUUCUUACAUAAAAAGCGUUAGAGCCAAUUUAGGCAAAGUGACAAGCAAAAAUUCCCGAGAUUCAAAGUGGCCAACUCCUCCAAGAAUCAUGGUUCCCGUUGAACCUAUUCUCAAGAAAAUCCAUUCUAGGUGGAAUUGUUAUAUGAAAUUGAAACAAGUUUCGACAGAAGACUUGCCUACGCUAGAAUUAAAAGUUUUUUCUGCUGAUGUGCUUAAGGGAAGAAAAAAAGACUCUACCCCUGGAAGGAAAUGGGAGAGAAACUAUUUAGUUAAUCCAAAAGAAAACAGAAAUAGUGCAGAUGCAGAAAGAACUUUAGAUCUUCUGAAAACCCAGGAUCAAUUCAGAAAAAUUUGGUUUUCUAGUUUCAUCAAAAAGACCAAUAGGUUUGUGAAAACUUCAGAUAGAGCGAUCGUGAUCACUGACAGAUUCAUAUACAAACUUGAUGGCAAAAAACCAUUCAAAUGUUUAGCAAAAGGAAUUCCUAUAUCAGAGAUGACAGGUGUGAGUGUAGGACCAGGCUCAGAUCAACUUUUGGUGAUUCACUUAAACAGAGGAAAUGACUUAGUUGUUAGUCUGCAGUCGUUAUUUAAAUUUGAUUUGGUAGUUGAAGCUGUUGGAGCCAUAAAUCGACUUUUACAUCUGCAAAAACAGAAGUUACAAGUUAAUGUCGGCAAAAGUCUGUCGACAAUGCUAGGCAACAAACGCAAGCAAGUAAACAUCGUUCAGGACGGAGUACCCUCUGCCACUUUCGUUAAAAAUGGAAAUGACAUUAACUAUUUGUGGCCACAGAGUUAAAUGUUAAAGACAACGAUUACUUGCUUUUUUCAACAUAAUUUUGUUAAAUAAUAAUUUGCCAACAAAACUGACUUACACUAAAAUUGACCUGUGCACUUUUCAUGGCCAGUUAAAAUUAAAUCUUGAUACAAUUUUCAUCCUGUCUUUUGUUAAUAACAAUUGGUGAUAUUUUUGAGCAGCAUACACAUCGUGGCAAAAUAAUUAUAUUGUCAUUUUUAUGUAACACAAUCUACAUUUUCAUAAUUUUUUAAACGUUAAGUAAAACAUCGUUGUAAUUCAUUGUAUGAAGUUUUAUGUUGACGCGUUUUGAUUAUAUUUUCUUUUUUUGUUAAACGUUCAUCUUGAAUAAAUUUAC